This is a messenger RNA of Coregonus clupeaformis (lake whitefish), 1134 nucleotides long. It is a transcript of the gene sdr39u1, whose product is annotated as short chain dehydrogenase/reductase family 39U, member 1. NCBI's taxonomy places the organism in Eukaryota, Metazoa, Chordata, Actinopteri, Salmoniformes, Salmonidae. The record is from RefSeq and is a predicted model, not a curated record. Bases 12 to 1007 code for a protein of 331 amino acids. The transcript is spliced from 6 exons.
UUGUUCUGCGUAUGCGUGCCAAUCUGAGUUGGUGUACUGUGCAGAAUCAACACAGGACAGCAGAAUUCCAACCUUGGAACUGGAAAUUGUGUGGAAUGAGAGUGUUAAUAGGAGGAGGAUCUGGGUUUGUGGGUAGAGAGCUGACCCGUUUACUCAAGAACAAAGGUCAUGAAGUCACAAUAAUAUCUCGACAGCCAGGUCCGGGAAAGAUCACAUGGGGUGAUCUGGAGUCUGGUGGCCUCCCACCAUGUGAGGGCGCUGUCAACCUGUCUGGAGAGAACCUUAUGAACCCACUGCGAUGGUGGAAUGAGGGUUAUAGGAAGGAUCUGUUCUCCAGUCGGGUUGACACAACCACAAUUCUGGCUCAAGCCAUUGCUGGGUCCCCCAGUCCCCCUCGUGCUUGGGUCCUUGUCACAGGUGUAGCAUGUUACAAACCCAGUCUAACAGCUCAGUACACAGAAGACAGUGAGUGGACGCCGUUUGACCUCCUGUCAAGACUGGUGAAGGAAUGGGAGUGGGCGGGGCGUCUUCCUGAAACCAUUGCACAGAAUACCAGACAAGUAGUAAUCAGACCAGGGGUAGUACUGGGCCGUGAUGGUGGUGCCAUGAAGCAGAUGAUGACUCCUUUCUGGCUAGGCCUUGGAGGCACGUUGGGGUCUGGCAGACAACCAUUCCCCUGGAUCCAUGUCUCUGACCUGGCUGGAAUCAUCGCUCAUGCCCUGGAGCCCUCUCCCAACACCCGCUCCUCUGCUGUCCCUCAAGUGUAUAACGGUGUCGCCCCUGCACUGAACACCAAUUACGAGUUCACCAAAGAGCUGGGCCGGGUUCUGAGGAGACCCACGGUCUUCCCUGUGCCUGGAUUUGUCAUUGAUGCCCUAAUGGGUUCAGAGAGAGCUGUAGUGCUAACCCAGGGUCAGAAAGUAGAACCAAAGAGGACUCUGGAGUCAGGCUUUCAGUACCAGUACCCAGACCUGAACUCUGCCCUGAGGGAGAUUGUUGGGAGUUAAUGUGAAACAGGAGACCUAAGGAGAUGUCAAGAGACUGAUGAGAUUAGAUUGUGACCUUUUUUCCUAAAUAAAUAUAAAAUGGACCCUGUUGUCUUCCAAAUAAAUGUUGUCCACUGCAAGAAAGGAA